This is a messenger RNA of Sitodiplosis mosellana (orange wheat blossom midge), 1848 nucleotides long. RefSeq lists its product as uncharacterized. The transcript has 2 exons. Lineage: Eukaryota; Metazoa; Arthropoda; Insecta; Diptera; Cecidomyiidae. Gene Ontology annotation, molecular function: RNA binding. Bases 130 to 1734 code for a protein of 534 amino acids. The record is from RefSeq and is a predicted model, not a curated record.
CUGACAUGACAUUUGCGAUAGACUUUAGUUGGUAGUCUAAUAGGUAUUUCACAAUCGAUUGAAACUCAUUUCUGGGAAACGAGUAAAAAAAGGACAAUCGCUUAAAGGUCUCAUUGCAUCAUCAACAAAAUGAGCUUAUUUAUAUGGAACGAUCAAGAUUGGAAGCUGGUGGAUGUCCGUAUGAAAUUUGAUAAAGAUGUUUACGCUGUUGUUCGCAAAUUGUUUGUGCAGUGGGUGAAAAAGUCUAACACAGCGAACACGAAGGACUUGAUUCGUGAAGAAUUUGCGAAAUAUGGUGCCAUCAAAGCAGUAGAAAUGCUGACUAAUCCAGCUGACUAUCAAGACGAGGCUGCAGCCGAGCUCUCUGAAGCGUACGUCACUUUUGUGCAGAGCAAAUGUGCUUAUCAAGCAUUCAUGGCGCACCGAAAAUAUGGUAAAUUUCCAAAAGAAGCGAUCACUGUUCUGCCAGCAGAUUCAUGGCGUCAAGGCGAUGUCCUAAGCAACGCCAGCCUGGGCUUUCGCAAAGCUCGGACUAGUUUGGAAGAAGAAAACCUGGCAUUGAACGAGGCAAUGUCGCAACUAUUUAUAAAGAACGAACAACAAUUCCAGCUGAAGAAGAAGCUUUUGGUCGAUAUGGGUGCGGAUUUUUCGCUGAAAAAAUGGCUUUUGAUAGCUCGCAAUCUCAAAGAUGAUCUGGAAUAUCUUAUCCUCAAAUUCUCAUCGAAAUCAGACGAAGCAAACAGCAAUCAAAACCGCCUGACCAUUGAUGAGUAUGAAAAACGGGUGGUUCAAGUUAUGGCCAGCAACUGCGUUGGCGAGAGCUUUUCAGCCAUGUCAAUUGUGAGCAAAAAUUCGAUUUCUAUGGAAAUGCUGCGUUGCAUGGCACCAUUGCUGAAGCCAUUGGUCUCGCUCAUCGUUGAAAAUCGACUGAACGCCCACUUGGUCUACGCAUUGCCGGAAUUCUGUCCACGUAUGCGAAUGUUACGUCUAUUGGGCACUUGGGAUGGUCAAUAUCAAGACCAACCAGUCGUAAAUUGGCCGACAUUGCACAUAUUGAUCUUCAUGAAUCGUACGCUUGAUGUCAAAAGCUACACGGAAGACGGAAAGAAAUUCCGACGCUUCAUUGAAUCCAAUCCACAAUUGGAAAUGCUUUUAUUCGACACGAUCAUUGACAUCGAGCUGCUCAAAGGAAUCGUCGACAAUUUGGCGAACAUCAAAGUGUUGUCAUUCCGCCGAUUGAACUAUUACCGAUUCAGUUUGAUCCUUGAACAUCUAACCAAAGCCGAAUUAUUGGAAUCGAUUAGCAUAACAUUCAACAUUGCCGAAAAAGUGGAUUUGGAAAAGAUUUCCAUUAUGGUAGAACGCCUUGGACAAAUGAAAGACAUGAAACUGGUGACAUUGAUGCAAAAUUACAUGCCAAACACAGCCCAGAAAGAGAAUUUCACCAUGUUGAGCAGUUUCCCGAUUACAGAGCAUCGAAACUGCGAAUGCCACAACAAACAACGGCUCUUGGCCUUCGAUGGCGUUAUACCAGACCAAGUGGUGCCAGACGAUGUGCCCGUUUUGGUCAUUGUCAUCAACACAAAUAAUCCAAGCAAAUCGCAAGACAAAUCAUUGGAAAGCGACAUUUGGAACGUGCUGGACGACACGAAAAAAUCAUUUCCAAAUAUCAUUCGAUUCGAAGAGCUGAAGGAUGGGAAUCAUAGCGUGUAUGUUUACAUUGCCAGUGCAUAAGUGCACAUUACAAUGCAUUCGUAGUGACAUUUACAGGUUGUCUCAACAUUGACAAUGUUGUUGAUUAGCCCAAUAGUUUUUGUCAAUUUACUCAUAACAUUUUUCGAUCAAAUC